This is a messenger RNA of Adineta ricciae, 864 nucleotides long. Lineage: Eukaryota; Metazoa; Rotifera; Eurotatoria; Adinetida; Adinetidae. The record is from the annotation of a GenBank genome assembly.
AUGGAUUGUGAUGACGAAUUGAAAAAGUGGUUCUAUGAACAGGCGAAUCUGCACAUAUCCUCUUUGAAUAUCAGAUUUCGUGAGAAGUGUGUUAUCAAAGAAGCAAUGAAAAAUAAAAUCAUGAAUUGUUUACGUGAAAACGCGAUUACUACGGACGAUUUUGAUUCACGUUUUACGUCUUGGUGUCGAAAUUCGUUUAUGGUGUGUGAUAUCGGCAGCGAAAGGUUUCUAUGUGACAUGAAAUCGAAAAAGCCAGUUCUUCUGUACGAAAACAUGUAUGAAGUUUACAAGAAAAUUCAUAUUGAAACGGCGCAUGCGGGACGAGAUAAGUGUCUCGAUGCGUUAUCAAUAAAUUAUAGUUGGUUCAAUAGAGAACUUUUACAGAUUUGUCUUAAAAGCUGUUCAUCAUGCCAACAACGAAAAUCAAUUAAGAGACCUACUGUAUCAAAACCCAUCAUUGCACUCGAGUUUAUGACAAGAGUACAAAUGGAUUUAAUUGAUAUGCGAACUCGUCCUGACAUGAAUCCUAAUGGUAAAACGUACAAAUGGAUCUUGCAACUAAAAGACCAUUUUUCGAAAUACUGUUGGGGACGAGCACUGCAGAAGAAAGAAGCUCGAGAAGUCUAUGACUGUGUCCGCGAAAUCUUUUUCCAAUUUGGACCACCACAUAUACUUCAAAGCGAUAAUGGUCGUGAAUUUGUUAAUGAAUUAAUCAAUAGUCUUGAAGCAGACUUCCCAGGGAUGAAUAUUGUACAUGGUAGACCACGACAUCCACAAACACAGGGUUUGAUAGAACGUGCAAAUGCGAUUUUAUCUGAUGCAUUAGUUCAAAAACCUGUCCCUUAUGAGAUCAACGUCAAGUAA